CAAACCAAGUGGCAAUCCCAAAGGCCAAAGCCAACUCACUCACACUGUCAUCUUCCACGAAAAACCCGGAGAUGGAAUCUUCCGUCCAAGAGUUCGAUGUCAUAGUCGUCGGCGCCGGAAUCAUGGGCAGCUCCACCGCUUACCAGGCCGCCAAGCGGGGCCACAAGACCCUCCUGCUCGAGCAAUUCGACUUUCUUCACCACCGGGGCUCCUCCCACGGCGAGUCCCGUACGAUUAGGGUUACGUAUCCAGAUGACUAUUACGCUCCUCUGGUACUCGAGUCCUACAAGCUAUGGCUACAAGCAGAGUCUGAAAUCGGCUACAAUGUCUAUUUCAAGGCCCACCACUUCGAUAUGGGCCAAGAAAGCAACAGAGUUUUCCAGGCAGUUGUAGCCAGCUGCCGUAAGAACGAGAUAGCUUACCGGGUUCUGAACCGGGAGCAAGUGGAGCAGGAGUACUCGGGUCGAAUCAAGUUACCGGAGGGGUGGGUGGGUUUGGCUACGGAGCACGGUGGUGUGAUCAAGCCCACCAAGGCUGUGUCUAUGUUCCAAACGCUGGCGCUGCAAAACGGCGCCGUGUUGAGGGACAACAUGGAGGUGACGGAGAUAAAGAGAGAUGAGGUGAAGGGAGGCAUUUGGGUUGGGACAGGAAAUGGGGAGAGGUUUUGGGGUAAGAAGUGUGUGAUGACAGUUGGGGCUUGGACUAAGAGGUUAGUUAAAACGGUUGGUGGGUUUGAACUGCCUAUACAGCCCUUGGAGACCACAGUGUGUUAUUGGAGGAUGAAGGAGGGUCAUGAAGCUGGUUACGCCAUUGGAGGUGACUUCCCCACUUUUGCUAGCUAUGGGGUUCCAUAUGUCUAUGGCACACCCUCAUUGGAGUAUCCGGGUUUAAUCAAGGUUGCGGUGCAUGGCGGGUACCCGUGUGACCCGGAUAAGAGGCCUUGGGGACCCGGGAACCCGCUGGCUCCUUUGAAGGAGUGGAUAGAGACGACAUUCUCCGGUGUGGUUGACUCCGGAGGGCCGGUUGCCACUCAGUUGUGUAUGUAUUCUAUGACCCCGGAUGAGGAUUUUGUGAUUGAUUUCUUAGGGGGUGAGUUCGGGAAGGAUGUGGUGAUCGGAUGCGGUUUUUCCGGUCACGGGUUCAAGCUGGCUCCGGUGGUAGGGAGGACAUUGGCUGACCUUGCACUUAGUGGAGAGGCUAAAGGAGUGGAGCUAAAGCACUUCAGGAUAGCAAGAUUUCAAGAGAAUCCAAAAGGCAACGCAAAAGAUUACCUAUAAACUAAAUCACUACCUUUCUGUUGUAACUGUUGUCUAUGUAAGAAAAUGUACGUCUAUGGUAGUCUUAUCGAUGCCAUCUGUAAUGUUCCUGUGUGCUUGUAGUUGAUAAUGCAAUUCAGAACGUGUGAUGCCCAACUAGAAAAAGGCCGAGCCAGAAACAGGGGAAGAGCAUAUGCAAAGGCAAAGCCAUGAAAAUCUAUAGAGCAUUCGUUUCAACAGAAAAGGUCGAGUCAGUUCGCCACCCCUUGUAGUACAGAUAUGAGAACUGAAAAUAUUCUUG
Messenger RNA from Argentina anserina (silverweed cinquefoil), 1557 nucleotides. RefSeq names its product probable sarcosine oxidase. NCBI's taxonomy places the organism in Eukaryota, Viridiplantae, Streptophyta, Magnoliopsida, Rosales, Rosaceae. Bases 72 to 1277 code for a protein of 401 amino acids. The transcript has a single exon. The record is from RefSeq and is a predicted model, not a curated record. Gene Ontology annotation, molecular function: sarcosine oxidase activity; flavin adenine dinucleotide binding.